This is a messenger RNA of Dreissena polymorpha, 492 nucleotides long. RefSeq lists its product as uncharacterized. The record is from RefSeq and is a predicted model, not a curated record. The transcript is spliced from 2 exons. Lineage: Eukaryota; Metazoa; Mollusca; Bivalvia; Myida; Dreissenidae. Bases 1 to 492 code for a protein of 163 amino acids.
AUGGGUCUGCCGCUAACUACGACUCCAACACCAGUUGCCACCACAACUAACCCCGUCACGUCCACCCGACUCAACCACACCACCAACACACCGCAACUUUACCACCACCACAACUAUAGCAUCACCACUAUAACCACAACAACCAUCACCUACCCCACCCCUACCCGCCCAAAGCUAGAACCGCCACAAACUCAAUUACCUCCCCCGCUUCUGAUAUCACCACAACAACUUCCACACUCCCACAACCACCAUCUCAACAGCCACCACAACAACGUCCACCGCUAUCGCCAAAAACCACCUCCACCAUUAUCACCAUCACUACCACCACCCUCCCAACCACCAGCACAACCAUCACCCCCUGUUCUUAUUCAAACCACCUCCAGCAUCAAUUUUACCACCAUAGCAAAAACCACCACGACCACACCCCGCCCCUCCCCGCCACAACGAACACCCACACCAACAACUACUUCGCGCUUUCGAGCAUUGCCAUAA